AUGUAUAAGACAAGUCAAGACCACCUUGAAUUAUUUUUCGGCACAGUUCGAGCAUUGGGGGGUUUUAAUAAUAAUCCUACCUCUCGCCAAUUUCAGUCGGCUUACAAAAAGCUGGUUAUACAUUCAAACAAUGUCGAAAACCUCAAUACAGGUAAUUGUAUCCCUCUUGAAAAUAUCGAUAUACUUCAUUAUUCAAGUUCAGACCCAAUUAAAACAAUUAAUAAUAGCACUGAAAGUCAUAACAUGGAUUCUAUUUUGUCAGAAGAAAAUAUUCAAGAGGUUGAUUCAUACAUUAAUGAUCAUGAUUAUAUAUAUACACAAAAUAUGUAUAACUUCUCUAGUUUUUCAAAAGAAAUCAUAAUUUACAUUGCUGGAUUUGUUGUUCACAAGUUGUCUUCAACGAUUAAGUGUGACAAAUGUUUAAAAUCAUUAUGCUCAAAUGAUAAAGAAUCAUUUUUAAACUCUCUCAUUACAUUGAAAAAUAAAGAAGGCAAUAAUGGAGGACUAAAUUAUCCCAGUGACGACGUCAUUACUAUUUGCUUACAAACAGAAAAAUUUCUCAAAUCUUUUAACUACGAAAAUCAUCAAGUUAACACAUUAUUUUUACAAUCUAAAGUCCUAUAUCAUUUUUUUAACUCUAACAUAUUCAGUUCAUUAAAAUCCCAUAGUUUAGAAAGUAAUAGCCCUUUGACAGAUCAUGUAACAUUAUUAAUAAAAUCUAUUUCAUUUACAUACAUAAAACUGAAAGUAAAUUAUAAUUUAAAAUCACAUAACGAUAAACCGUCCCUUAGAAUGUGGUAUAAUAAAAUAACUUUUUAG
Macrosiphum euphorbiae (potato aphid) is the source of this 819-nucleotide messenger RNA. The record is from the annotation of a GenBank genome assembly. NCBI's taxonomy places the organism in Eukaryota, Metazoa, Arthropoda, Insecta, Hemiptera, Aphididae.